Molecule: messenger RNA, 942 nt
Organism: Mycena indigotica
Lineage: Eukaryota; Fungi; Basidiomycota; Agaricomycetes; Agaricales; Mycenaceae
Exons: 8
Coding region: 1-942 (313 amino acids)
Source: RefSeq, a predicted model, not a curated record
AUGAAUAACUUGAAGUCGUUUGAGUCUGAUACUGGCAAGGCGUAUACCGCGCACUGUCCACCCGUGGCUUCAAGUUCAGCCCCUCGUCGACGCUCAUUCUUCUCCGUGCUCAGUGGAAAUACCAGAGACAUUUCUGCGGAAAGACAAGAUGCGCCUCCCCCAGCAUAUCACAGCAUUCAAUCAUCACAACAGAGGAAACACUCGCCUCGGUGGCUCCGGAAACCCGGGACAAAAUAUAGUGAAUCAUUCGAGGACGAACUUGAAGUGCUUCGCAAAUACGAUAUCGUCCUCCUCGUCGACGAUUCAGGCUCUAUGGUUUUGCCUGGCUCGAAGAAAGGUCGAACGCGCUGGGAAGAGGCCGGAGAAGCACUUGCAACGCUGGCAGAAAUCACUCAACAAUAUGACACAGACGGCAUUGACAUCUAUUUCUUGAACAACCGGCGCGAGGCACUCAAUAUCAAAUCAUCAAUCGAGGUUCAGCAGUUGUUCAGCAGCGUGAAACCAACUGGCUCUACUCCAAUCGGCGAGCGGCUUGACCAGCUCAUCAAACCGCGUCUAUGCGAGUUGGAGGACGCUGUGAUUAGUCGGGAUGGCACCCCUCGAGACAGAACCACUAGGGAAGAGAUCAAACGUGUAAACUUCAUCGUGAUCACGGAUGGCGCAGCCAGCGACGAACCCCGCCAGACGAUCAUCGACGCAGCCAUACGUCUUCAGGCCAUUCGGAAUUUAUGUCUGGUCCAGCUUGGCAUCCAAUUUGUGCAGAUAGGCAAUGACCCCACGGCCACGCGUGCCCUCAAAGAGCUCGAUGAUGAUUUACACAGGGCGGCAAACAUACGUGACAUCGUGGACACGACACCGUCGGCGAAGCUGAAGCCUGUGUCUGCGGAAGGUUUGAUCAAGAUUCUUCUAGGCGGUAUCAAUCGCCGGAUCGACCGAUUAUAA